AUGAGGUUAGACUGUUUUGGGAGCAUCCUGAGCCGCAAUGAUGCCCAGACCUUGAUAUCGAGCCCAGAUGAUAUGCUCACAAAGUUUGACGAACUCGCAUCGCUUUGCGAUCUUGACGGUUAUGGAGGGUCUAUUCCCAACAGCCAUGACCGAGAGCUGUACUUCUCCCGUCUAGAGAACGCGCUGAAGGCAAAAUGUCUCGAGGAAGUCCGUGAUAGCAUCACUGCUCCUCCAGAGCUUCGCAUUCUUGCCGAGUACGUGGGCGCAUUGACCGGACCCGGAAUGGGGGAGACCAAGUGGACGUAUCAGGCCAUAUUCUGGACCGGGGCAAGCCCUCAGACGGAGAAGUUGAGCCGUGGGCCUGGCGGUACAUUGCUUAUGGCCCGGAGGAUGACAAAACCUUUGAUACGAUCCCGGAGUUGCUUGAGUGGUAUAGUCGAUAUCGGGAAAGAGAGGUGCCUGAUAUUGAUGACUUAA
This is a messenger RNA of Colletotrichum lupini, 477 nucleotides long. RefSeq lists its product as uncharacterized. The coding region runs from base 1 to 477 and encodes 158 amino acids. The transcript has a single exon. The record is from RefSeq and is a predicted model, not a curated record. NCBI's taxonomy places the organism in Eukaryota, Fungi, Ascomycota, Sordariomycetes, Glomerellales, Glomerellaceae.